GGCUAAUGAGGAAUUCGUGAUUUCCUGGUUACAGUCAAGCACUUGCAGGAUGAAUGUGGGCGUAGCUCACAGCGAGGUGAACCCCAACACGCGGGUGAUGAACAGCAGAGGGAUAUGGCUCACCUACCUGCUGCUGACCGUCGUCUUGCACAUCGUCUUACUGAGCAUCCCGUUCCUCAGCGUGCCGAUCGUGUGGACCUUAACCAACGUCAUUCACAAUCUGGCCAUGUACGUGUUCCUUCACACGGUAAAGGGCACUCCGUUUGAGACGCCCGACCAGGGAAAAGCCCGCUUGCUCACUCACUGGGAACAGAUGGAUUAUGGCAUCCAGUUCACAUCAUCAAGAAAAUUCCUCACCAUUUCACCCAUAGUGCUGUACAUCCUGGCCAGCUUUUACACCAAAUACGAUGCCACCCACUUCCUGAUCAACACAAGCUCCCUCCUGAGCGUCCUUCUUCCCAAGCUGCCCCAGUUCCACGGGGUGCGUCUGUUCGGCAUCAAUAAAUACUGAAGCGACGUUCCGAUCGGUGGUCAGGAGGUAAAGGGAACAGUAGUGCAAAAAAUGUCUUUCAGUUUAAUUAUCAGCCUUUUCUUAAUACGAGCCGACGGUAAGGAAGCAGCAGAACUGAACUUCUUACACUGUAUCGAAAAGGACUUGUGGCAGUGCACUGGUGUUUAAAAUUCUUUUAGUAUUUUCUUCCAUUUUUUUUUUUUUCCUUCUUCUUCACCGGAAAAGCUGACGACGAAUUCACUUCAAGCGCAAGGUGAAGUUUUUUAUUUAUUUAUUCAUCCGUAGAAACCUUUACGCAAACGAGGCAGAAUCCGGUAACAGAGCUGAUAACGGAGCUGAGCGAGUUUCCAUUUUUCGUCAGACGUCUACAAUUAAAGCGAAUAAAAGUUGUAGAUAAAUAUUCACACCACCACACACGGAUUAAGGAUAAGAGUUAGAGCACUAAACCUUCUCCCUCCAACCCAAUCCCCUAAGAUACAAAUUCAGCAAGCCAAAUGACUGACAAUCGAGAUCUUCUCUAACAGUGAUGCACAAUAACAGAGUAACAUAAGAAAUCAAGGCUAUCGUCCGGCUAAUACGAACCCCUACGACCAAAGCACACUGUAGAUAUACAUAAACACAUGUAGAUAUCGGUCUGGAUUGAUGUUAAUCCGCUCCCGUAGGAGUUGAGUGUAUUGGUGUGCAUCGGGAUUGGAAUCCAGAUCCAAUAAAAUAAAAAAAAGAAGUGGGGGAGGGUGUGUUUACGUCACGUGGGCGGUCAGAUAGGAAUCACCUGAGGUUAAGGCAAACUUCAUUAACAUGGGAGAGCAUGCUGCUUUCGGCUUCAGCGAUGUUCAUGCACUCAUUUUUAGUUUUCUGGUCAGGGUCGCAGUUUAAGUUACAAAUUAAUUUAUAUUUUCCCCAAAUAGAACUGAUCAAGUUUGGUAGAAAGUUAAACGAGUGGGAUUGAGGGAGUGGUGGGAUCGGUUGGAAUUCUUUUAAGUGGAUUAGCCAAGCAGAUUUGGUCAGAUUUUUAGUGGGAUUGGUUGGAAUGCUUGUCAGAGCAGGCAGGAUUGGUCAAAUUGUCUGUGGUAGAGGGCAGGUUUGGUCAAAUGGUAUGUGGCUGGAAUUCUUUUGGGAGCGAAUAGGAUUUGUUAGGGAUUGUGCUUCCAGGAGUGGGUGGGAUUGAUCGAAUUUUCUAUAGAAGUGGAAAGGAUUUGGUCCAAGUUUUGGCAGGAGUGGGCAAGAUUGGUCAGAAUACUGUUUGGGAAUGGGCAUGAUUGGUUGAAAUGAUUUUGGGAGUGGGGAAGAGUUAGAAUUAUUUUUGGGAGAGGCCAGGAGCAGUCAGAAUUUUGAGGAUUGGACAGAAUUCUUUUAGAUGUUGACAGGACUGGGCAGAAUUAUUUCAGGUGUGGACAGGAUUCUUUCAGUUGUGGACACGAUUGGACAGAAUUCUUUCUGGUGUGGAUACGAUUCUUUCAGGUGUGGACAUGACUGGACAGAAUUCUUUCAGGUGUGGACAGGAUUGGGCAGAAUUCUUUCAUGAGAGGGCGAGACUGGUCAGAUUUCUUUCAGAAGCAGGUGGGACUGAUCCGAAUUCUUUCAGGAGUGGGUGGGGUUGGUCGAACUUGAUUCAGCAGUAGGCGGGGUUGGUCAGACUUCUUUCAGGAGUGGGCGGGGUUGGUCAGACUUCUUUCAGGAGUGGGCGGGGUUGGUCAGACUUCUUUCAGGAGUGGGCGGGGUUGGUCAGAC
Messenger RNA from Hemibagrus wyckioides, 2242 nucleotides. It is a transcript of the gene ormdl2, whose product is annotated as ORMDL sphingolipid biosynthesis regulator 2. NCBI's taxonomy places the organism in Eukaryota, Metazoa, Chordata, Actinopteri, Siluriformes, Bagridae. Gene Ontology annotation, biological process: ceramide metabolic process; intracellular sphingolipid homeostasis; negative regulation of ceramide biosynthetic process. The record is from RefSeq and is a predicted model, not a curated record. The coding region runs from base 50 to 511 and encodes 153 amino acids. The transcript has 4 exons. Gene Ontology annotation, cellular component: endoplasmic reticulum membrane.